CGCCCAAGCGGCGGCUAACGCCUCCUCCUCCUCCCGUCCUCCACCAGUUCCCCUCCGCAUCAAGUGCUCUCACACUCCGCCAGCCUAUUACCCUACACCUGCAUAAUCAGCCUCAGCUGCCUCUCUCGCGUCUGGCCCGUUACUGACAGAUCCCAGGUGCGUUUUGUUGUUCAGUGGCUUAAUUCGCAGCUCGCUUGCUACUAGUUUGCGUUGCGAGGGUCAGCUGCAGGUCAAGGAAACUGAGUUUGGGGUCCAGAGAACAUCGCAUUAGGUUGUUGCAAGCCGGGCAUAUAACUUGUUUGUGUGAUCUGCCCUGUGGUGGACUGUCCAACAUCCAAGAUGUCCCAGUCGUCCACCGCUGAUGAGGGUACAACCUUUGAACACUUGUGGAGUACCCUUGAGCCAGACAGCACAUAUUUUGAGCUUCCUCAGGCGGGACACUCAGGGGACAGGGUGCCUUCCAGCAGCCUGCCCAGCAACCGCGCUGAAGUCUGCAUGGACGUCUACCACAUGAGAGACAUCAACGACAAUGUCAUGUCUCAGUACAGCCUACUGAGCAGCAGUAUGGAACAAGGUUUGGGGAACAGAGCAGCGUCUACCAGUCCCUACAGCUCAGAGACCACCUCCAACGUGCCAACGCCGUCACCCUACUCCCAGCCAAACUCGACCUUCGAGGCCAUGUCUCCAGCCCCGGCCAUCCCCUCCAACACUGACUACCCCGGGCCGCACAACUUCGAGGUCACCUUCCAGCAGUCGAGCACGGCCAAGUCAGCCACCUGGACGUACUCUCCACUGCUUAAGAAGCUGUAUUGUCAGAUCGCCAAGACCUGUCCGAUUCAGAUCAAACUGGCUUCCUCGCCCCCAAACGGCGGUGUGAUUCGAGCCAUGCCCAUCUACAAGAAAGCCGAACACGUCACAGAGGUGGUCAAACGCUGUCCUAACCAUGAACUCGGACGGGACUUCAAUGAAAGUCAGACAGCUCCUGCCAGUCACUUGAUUCGGGUGGAGGGCAGUAAUCUGUGUCAGUAUGUGGAUGAUCCUGUGACAGGCCGACAGAGUGCUCUCGUUCCUUAUGAGGCUCCACAGGUGGGCACCGAGUUCACAACGAUUCUGUAUAAUUUCAUGUGCAACAGCAGUUGUGUCGGUGGAAUGAACCGCAGGCCCAUCCUCAUCAUCAUCACGCUGGAGACACGAGAUGGACAGGUUCUCGGCAGGCGUUCGUUUGAAGGCCGGAUUUGUGCCUGUCCCGGUCGAGACCGCAAAGCAGACGAGGAUCAUUUCAGGGAGCAACAGGCACUAAAUGAGAGCGUGGCCAAAAAUGGAAAUGCCAAUAAACGAAAUUUCAAGCAGACUCCAGCCAAUAUUACAGGCCCUUGCAUCAACAUCAAGAAGAGGCGACAUGGAGAAGAGGAGAUGUAUUAUAUUCCAGUGCGAGGCCGGGACAACUUCGACAUCCUGAUGAAGAUAAAGGACAGUCUGGAACUUGUGGAGUUUGUACCACAACAGUUAGUGGAUUCAUACAGACAACAACAACAGCAGCUCCUACAGAGACAGUGA
Molecule: messenger RNA, 1557 nt
Organism: Sinocyclocheilus grahami
Lineage: Eukaryota; Metazoa; Chordata; Actinopteri; Cypriniformes; Cyprinidae
Product: tumor protein p73-like
Exons: 10
Coding region: 340-1557 (405 amino acids)
Biological process (GO): regulation of transcription by RNA polymerase II; protein tetramerization; apoptotic process
Cellular component (GO): nucleus
Molecular function (GO): RNA polymerase II cis-regulatory region sequence-specific DNA binding; DNA-binding transcription factor activity, RNA polymerase II-specific
Source: RefSeq, a predicted model, not a curated record